Messenger RNA from Phacochoerus africanus (Common warthog), 1493 nucleotides. RefSeq names its product quinolinate phosphoribosyltransferase (gene QPRT). Gene Ontology annotation, molecular function: nicotinate-nucleotide diphosphorylase (carboxylating) activity. NCBI's taxonomy places the organism in Eukaryota, Metazoa, Chordata, Mammalia, Artiodactyla, Suidae. The record is from RefSeq and is a predicted model, not a curated record. Gene Ontology annotation, biological process: quinolinate catabolic process; NAD+ biosynthetic process. The transcript has 4 exons. Gene Ontology annotation, cellular component: cytoplasm. The coding region runs from base 70 to 969 and encodes 299 amino acids.
GCCCCAGCCCCAGCCUCUCCAAACACUGGAGCAGCAGCAGACGCGCCAUUCGGGCAGCUCCGCGCUAUCAUGGACCCUGAAGGCCUGGCACUCCUGCUGCCUCCUGCCACUCUGGCCACCCUGGCAGACAGCUGGCUCCGCGAGGACUGCCCGGGUCUCAACCCCGUGGCCUUGGUCACGGGGGCAGCCCCCUCACAGGCGGUGCUGUGGGCCAAGUCCCCCGGGGUACUGGCUGGGAGGCCCUUCUUUGAUGCCAUCUUUGCCCAAGUCAACUGCCAGGUCUCCUGGUUCCUCCCGGAGGGAUCCAAGCUGGUGCCUGUGGCCAAGGUGGCCGAGGUCCGGGGCCCAGCCCAUUGCCUGCUGCUGGGGGAGCGGGUGGCCCUUAAUAUGCUGGCCCGCUGCAGUGGUGUCGCCAGCGCUGCCGCCACCGCUGUGGAGACUGCCAGGGGGACCAGCUGGGCCGGGCACGUGGCAGGCACGAGGAAGACCACGCCGGGCUUCCGGCUGGUGGAGAAGUAUGGGCUCCUCGUGGGCGGGGCCACCUCCCACAGGUACGACCUGGGGGGGCUGGUGAUGGUGAAGGACAACCACGUCGUGGCAGCUGGUGGCGUCGAACAGGCGGUGCAGGGGGCCCGGCGGGCAGCCAACUUCGCCCUGAAGGUGGAGGUGGAGUGCAGCAGCCUGCAGGAGGCUCUGGCGGCGGCCGAGGCAGGAGCUGACCUUGUCUUGCUGGACAACUUCAGGCCUGAGGAGCUGCACCCCACGGCCGCGGCGCUGAAGGCUCAGUUCCCGACCGUGGGCGUGGAGGCCAGCGGGGGCAUCACCCUGGACAACCUCCCUCAGUUCUGUGGGCCCCACAUCGAUGUCAUCUCUCUGGGGAUGCUGACCCAGGCAGCCCCAGCCCUGGAUUUCUCCCUCAAGCUGUUUGCCGAAGGGACCACUCCAGUGCCCUACGCGCGCAAGUCCUAAAGCCGAGGAAGAUACACUGGCAGCGGGAUAACACGGUUUCGGGGGACCCUCAACGUUUCACAUCUCCAAGUCCGGUGGCCAUCAGGACACUCUCAGUGUUAGUCUGCACUAAGGUCCGGCUCUGCCACAUACUGCUUGUGUGACCUCAAUGACUGACUUCACCUCUACUGACCUCAGUUUCCUAAUCUGUAAAAUGGGUCGAAUCAAUCUCAUGGAUUUCUUGGGCUGAUAAUUAACACAGAGAAAGUGCUCAGUAUAUGUUAGAAAUGACCACCAGUUUGAAGCUAUGCUAUCCCCCCCCCCCCCCGCCCACACACUAUCUUCUCUGAAGUCACCUUUAAUCAAUGGUGUCUAAUGAUCGCUGUCAGCCAGGUAUCGGUUGUCACGUGGCCCUUGUGGCCCGUGCGUGCCACUUUGUAGAUACAACGUGAUCACAGUCUAUGUGAAAAUAAAUCCCAAAGAACUCUUUCAACAAGUAUCAAAUGGAAAUUGCAAGUGAUAAAAAGAAAGCAUUGGUUUGACAA